Pundamilia nyererei is the source of this 3894-nucleotide messenger RNA. Its product is annotated as striatin. Gene Ontology annotation, molecular function: protein phosphatase 2A binding; protein-containing complex binding; armadillo repeat domain binding. The transcript has 17 exons. Bases 156 to 2495 code for a protein of 779 amino acids. Gene Ontology annotation, cellular component: dendrite. The record is from RefSeq and is a predicted model, not a curated record. NCBI's taxonomy places the organism in Eukaryota, Metazoa, Chordata, Actinopteri, Cichliformes, Cichlidae.
GGUGACGUCAUUGGAUGACAGCUAGCUGUCAGAAAGUGAGUUCAUUCCCCCGAGCCGAGGAGACGGAACGCCGUCAAUAGAUUUUUACCCUUCCGCUGAUAUAUAGCACAUCGAGUCAGCGAGACAACGGACCAAGCUUUCCACCGAGCCCGGCCAUGGAUGAACAGGCGGGGCCCGGCGUGUUCUUCAACAAUAAUAACAACUCCAUUUUACCCGGCGGUGGAAAAGGACCUCUGCCCGAUGGCGACGCUGGGGAGGCGGCUAGGGCGCAGUACAGUAUCCCGGGGAUCUUGCACUUCCUGCAGCACGAAUGGGCCCGUUUCGAAGUAGAAAGGGCACAAUGGGAAGUGGAACGAGCCGAAUUACAGGCCCAAAUCGCCUUCCUGCAGGGGGAAAGGAAAGGCCAGGAGAACUUGAAGAAAGACCUUGUCAGAAGGAUCAAAAUGCUCGAGUAUGCGCUGAAGCAAGAGAGAGCCAAGUACCACAAGUUAAAAUAUGGGACAGAGUUAAACCAAGGUGACAUGAAGCCUCCAAGCUACGACUCGGACGAGGCCAAUGAGAACGAGACUUCUGGAUCGCUCAACAAUCAGCUGUCCUGGAAACAAGGCCGUCAGCUCCUCAGACAGUACCUACAGGAGGUGGGCUACACAGACACCAUCUUAGAUGUAAAGUCCCAGCGAGUCCGAGCACUGCUAGGACUAGCCGGGGAUGGAGCUGGAAGGACAGGUGAACGCACGAGCACCGAGCCUUUGGUCAACGGGACAGACGCAACAACAAAGGGCACCAGAGGGAAAACGGAGCUCUCUGACACCAGCGCUGUACUGGAAGCCUUCAAGUUCAUUGAGAAUGCAGCUGCUGAGUUCAGCGAUGAAGACGAGGAAGAGGAGAGCGAGGGGAAAGACAGGACUAACGUGGAAUCGAGGACGAUCAUCAGGAAGAAGCCUGCAUCGUCUACGUCGCCCGCCAGUAUGGACACCACUGAGGACCCUGACACAGAGGAAGUGAUGAAGGGCUUCGACUUCCUGUCUAGUCCUGACGAGAUGGACACCUCGCCAGAGACUAGAGGCACCGGGGACGGCACAGACUGGGAAAAGGACGAGCAGGUUCCCAUUUCUGAGGCCUGGGACGUGGACCCGGGCCUGAUAACCAAACUCAAGGAGCAGUACAAAAAGGAGCGCAAGGGGAAAAAGGGGGUGAAGAGACCCAACCGAUCCAAGCUGCAGGACAUGCUGGCUAACCUUCGAGAUGCAGAGGACUUAUCCCACAUCCAGCCUGCACCCGCCCCUCAAUCCCGGCCCAACGUACCCCGAUUCAACGAGCACGAUGCAAACCGAACGGAUGAAGUUGAGUCGCUGACCUUCCCGCCCACCUCAGGGAAGUCUUUCAUAAUGAGCACGGACGAGGCCAUGGAGAGUGAGCUGGGCCUGGGGGAGCUGGCUGGACUCACUGUGGCCAACGAGGCAGACAGUCUCGCCUACGAUAUUGGAAACAACAAAGACGCCAUGAGAAAAACAUGGAACCCCAAAUUCACUCUGAGGAGUCAUUUUGAUGGGAUUCGGGCUCUGACCUUCCACCCCGUGGAGCCCGUCCUGAUCACCGCUUCAGAAGACCACACGCUCAAGAUGUGGAACCUCCAAAAGACCGCUCCUGCCAAAAAAAGUACGUCCUUAGAUGUGGAACCGAUCUACACUUUCAGGGCUCACAGGGGUGCUGUACUGAGUGUGGCGAUGAGCAGUACAGGGGAGCAGUGUUUCAGCGGCGGUGUCGACGGGACUAUUCAGUGCUGGAACACCCCCAAUCCCAACAUCGACCCCUACGACUCAUACGAUCCAUCUGUGCUGCGAGGAGCCCUGAGCGGACACACGGACUCUGUUUGGGGUUUGGUGUACAGCAGCGCACACCAGCGCCUUCUCUCCUGCUCCGCGGAUGGGACGGUGAGACUGUGGGACGCCAACACCACCUCACCUGCCCUCGCAGUAUUCAACGAAAACAAAAAGCUGGGAAUUCCCUCCUCGGUAGAUCUGGUGUGCAGUGAUCCAGCUCAUCUGGUCACAUCUUUCACAAACGGGCAAAUCGGCCUCUUCAACAUGGAGACCCGUCAGCUGGUUCUCAGUCUGGAGUCCAAUUUGGAGCCAGGCACUCCCUCUCACAUCAACAAGGUCCUCAGCCAUCCCACUCUACCCAUCACCAUCACUGCGCAGGAGGACAGACACAUCAAGUUCUUUGACAACAACAGUGGGAAGCUGAUUCACUCCAUGGUGGCCCAUCUGGAUGCUGUCACCAGCUUAGCAGUGGACCCUAAUGGACUUUAUCUUAUGUCAGGCAGUCACGACUGCUCUAUCCGUCUGUGGAACCUGGAGAGUAAAACCUGCAUCCAGGAGUUCACGGCUCACAGAAAGAAGUUUGAGGAAUCGAUCUACGAUGUGGCGUUCCAUCCGUCAAAAUGCUACAUUGCUAGUGCUGGAGCAGACGCUCUCGCCAAGGUGUUUGUAUGACGCGGAGCUGCGUCUCCCCCCACAGCCCCGCUCUCUGACUCAUCUUCCCGUGAUCAGGGACCAAUGGCGACACAGCAGAGGAAGGACCUUCAGGCAGGGAUCCAAUCCCACCUCACCCAGCCCACUGGUCUCCUGUCGGACUUGCAGACUAUGUAGCCACUAGCAGGGCUGUGACUGUCCAUAGAAAGGGUCAGCAGGGAGGCCAGUCGGGAGGGGAACUGCCCUUCUGGUCCCCCGUCUACCAUCCAGGCAGGCCUGGGUGUGACCGGCCACAGCGCCCCUGCAUACAGACUCAAAUUUAACCUCGAAAGCUCGGAGGCUCAGGACAAGUGUUAGAGCGUGAAGUGGAGAAAUGAAGUCUCAAGCCCCGUCUUCUUCUUCUGCCCGUGUGGUUUCACGCUCACCCCGGAUCCCUCAGGCCCUCGACCUUCCCUCUGAGACAAAACCAGGUCCGGGCCCUUUACUCCAAGUCAGGUUUUGUGUUGUUGUGUUCCAGAAACGUGGGGUACCGAAGGUCCGCUGGAGCUGUCACGGAAGCCUCUCACUUCCUCUUUGUCUGCUUCCCAGACUGACUCUGCUUGCUGGCCUGCCUUUAUUUUCCUUUUUAAAAACACGUAUUGACAAAUGUGCCUUUGCUUUAAAAAGGUCUUGAAAACGUUAUUUUAACAAGCUUGUUUUCGGGGAACAGGGAGGGAGGGGGGUGGCGGCGAAUCGGAGCUGGUUGUCACAAAGUUGUUGAUUUUAACAUUGGAUGUAAAAUUACAAAUGCUUAUAAUAAACAAAAUAUAUAUUCAGUCUUAAAAUUUACUGUGCAGCGUGAGUUUGAGUGCUCCUUUUUGAUAAGUGUGGUUGGGGAAUCAGUUUUGUGCAUUUCAAAGCUGGUAGAGUGAUAAAAACCAUUAAUUAUAUUGCCUGUUUGUUAGAUUCAAGUAAUUGUACACUUCAGAAGUAAGAUUACCAACAUAUGUGUCCAAAGUAAACCAUCUUGGUUAUAUAAUUACAAUUCAAACUUGGUUCUAGAUGUCAACGUUAGGCAUAAUUAACUGAUUUUUGGCCAGUUUGCUCAUGUUUGAAGUGAAUGGCUUGUACUGUAUGUAAUUUUCCCCAGUCGUGUGGACAUGCUGAACUACAAUGUGAUGUAUCAUGUCCAGAUAUUUACAGUAGUCCAGUGUUUAGCAGGAAAUUAGUGCAGUACUUUAGGACUAUUUGAAAUGAGUUGACCAUCCGACACCAAGGGAAGAGAAAUGUCCUGCAAUUCCAGUUUACUGUAAACUGAGGAGGGUAAUAAGAGAAGUUACGAUGUUGUACGAGUAGAGUACAGCUUCAAAUGAGCCAUUUUCUCAGUCACUGGUUUGUAUAUGAAAGUAUGUUCAAAAUAAAACCUGCUGUAAAAUGUUAA